AUGAAGCUCAACUUAACCCAGGCAGCUGCUAUUCUCGCAUUCUGCGGAGUUGCUACCGCACAAAACUCACAGAAUGGCCAAGUUAAUGGUCAAGUCAGUGGACAAGGUAACAUCGUAGCUCAAGGUGCCGCAGGUGCUCACGGUAACGGCGCCGGUGCUGCUGCAGGCGCUGAUAGCAACAUUGCUAUCCUUCAAGGCAACACCAACAACGGUGGUAACGUCCUCGUUAACCAAGGUAAUGCUUCAUACAUUACUCAAGUUGUUAACGCGUACGCCACCUACUUGACCGCACCUACCACCAUCACUCACCAGAACUCCGUGGUUACUGUAACACAACCAGGGUGGGUCACCAUUAGUGCUUGCCCAACUGGCUGCACCAUCAUCAACAAGGUCGACACACCACCUACUAUUCACAACUGGCCCGCUUCCUCAACUGUCAAGACCACAGCAGUCCCUGUGUCCUCAACUGCCAAGACCACAAUGGUCCCUGUUUCUUCAACUGUCAAAACCACUAUUGCCAAAAUCACAACAGGACCUGCUUCCUCUAUAGUUCCAGGUGUCGUCUCCGUUGGUGUUCCUAUCUUCAAGAACGGAACUACCACUGCUGCUACUGUCCCAGCUGUUGUACUUACCUCAGCUCGUGUCUCCAAUGGAACCGUCGUUGCUACGGCUGGUCAAGCUGGUCAGACUCAAGCCGGUCAAUCUGGUCAAGCCGGUCAAGCCGGUGAAGCUGGUCAAGCCGGUCAAGCCGGUGAAGCUGGUCAAGCUGGUCAGGCAGGUCAAUCUGGUCAAGCUGGUCAAUCUGGUCAAGCCGGUGAAGCUGGUCAAUCUGGUCAGGCAGGUCAAUCUGGUCAAGCUGGUCAGGCAGGUCAAGCUGGUCAACCAGGUCAAACUGGAACUGGUCAAGCCGGAGCUGGUCAAACUGGCUCUGCCGGCUCCGCUGGAUCAGGUACAACCUCAUCUAAUGGCUCCACUACUAGCGGCCCAGUCACCUUUCAAGGUGCUGCUUCUGCCAACGGUGCCAGCGCCGCUGUAGCUCUCGCUGCCGUCGCUGCCGUCGCCAUGGCCUUGUAA
Molecule: messenger RNA, 1074 nt
Organism: Botrytis fragariae
Lineage: Eukaryota; Fungi; Ascomycota; Leotiomycetes; Helotiales; Sclerotiniaceae
Exons: 3
Coding region: 1-1074 (357 amino acids)
Source: RefSeq, a predicted model, not a curated record